UAUUUAAGCGGUGCGCAAUGCCGAAUAGGACAUCACAUUCAAUCACAACGUUGAACAGCCAAGAUCAGUCUACCAAGCAACCAACCAACUAAACAGCAAAAAUGGCCUACGAAACUCUGAUGAACACCACCUACACCGCCACUCCUGUCUGCCAGAAGAAGACCUACACCCCCGCCAAGGCCAUGAAGAAGAUCUUCAAGGUGGCCAGCAAAAUCUUCAGGGCAUCGGGUCACCACCAGCAACUGAAGAACCACAGCAUGCCGAAGGAGCUCCCACUGCCCACUUCCGAGGAGGAGCUGCAGAACUCCCAGAACGAACAACUGGAAGCCGAGCUCGUCCAACUGUGAUCGAGGAAAAUGGGAAAUCCGAAAAAACAAACCCACUUCCCAAUCAGCUUUAAAGACUCCAACGGAAUCGGUCUCUAAACAUCCGCAACAGCUUUAACUCUCCACACUGUGCAAGUGGAGAUUUUAAAAUGAAAUGCACAAAUCAUCAGCUUUAAUCAUUGUCUUCCAUCUAUGUUUAAGAGAGUAUGAAUAAAUACAUAAUAUUAAUACCGAAA
Messenger RNA from Drosophila simulans, 562 nucleotides. RefSeq lists its product as uncharacterized. The transcript has a single exon. The coding region runs from base 102 to 347 and encodes 81 amino acids. The record is from RefSeq and is a predicted model, not a curated record. Lineage: Eukaryota; Metazoa; Arthropoda; Insecta; Diptera; Drosophilidae.